Messenger RNA from Diprion similis, 479 nucleotides. It is a transcript of the gene Sf3b5, whose product is annotated as splicing factor 3B subunit 5. Lineage: Eukaryota; Metazoa; Arthropoda; Insecta; Hymenoptera; Diprionidae. Gene Ontology annotation, cellular component: U2 snRNP; precatalytic spliceosome. Gene Ontology annotation, biological process: mRNA splicing, via spliceosome. The transcript has 2 exons. The record is from RefSeq and is a predicted model, not a curated record. The coding region runs from base 164 to 421 and encodes 85 amino acids.
AAUUCUUGUCUAUUUAUGUGUCAAAACACGGGCCUGCAACAAAAUCCUUGUGAAAAUCAAGCGAUUAAUCUUGUAUACUAGAAAGGGGAUCUCGUUAACCAUUAAUAAGGUAGAAGAAGAAGAAGAAGAAGAAGAAGUAUACUAGGAACGUAUCAGAAAAAGAAUGGGGGAACGUUAUAACAUCCAUAGUCAGCUGGAACAUCUCCAAUCCAAGUACAUUGGAACAGGUCAUGCAGACACAACGAAAUUUGAAUGGCUGGUUAAUCAGCAUAGAGAUUCUUGUAGCUCUUACAUGGGGCAUUACGACCUUCUAAAUUUUUUCGCGCUAGCUGAAAACGAAGCUAAGGCACGUGUCAGAUUUAAUCUGAUGGAGAAAAUGCUGCAGCCGUGUGGCCCACCUCCAGAAAAACCUGAAGAUUAAUCUGUUCUGUAAAAAGUAAGCUACUAAAUAUGUAAAACCAACUUUUUUUUGUUAAUCU